Messenger RNA from Ilyonectria robusta, 1812 nucleotides. Its product is annotated as heterokaryon incompatibility protein-domain-containing protein. The coding region runs from base 32 to 1768 and encodes 578 amino acids. The transcript has a single exon. The record is from RefSeq and is a predicted model, not a curated record. NCBI's taxonomy places the organism in Eukaryota, Fungi, Ascomycota, Sordariomycetes, Hypocreales, Nectriaceae.
UGCAUACUUCCCUCUUCACGGCUGAGCCGCGAUGCGUCUCCUGAGAGCAGAGACUCUUCAGUUUGAAGACUUUAUCGGCGACGAUAUUCCAGAGUAUGCGAUACUAUCCCACCGCUGGGAGCAGGAUGAGCUCUCGUACCAGGACAUGUGCAGAGUAGUUGAGCAUGGCAAAGUGGCACCAGAAAUGAGGCAUAUUCAGGAAAAGCAAGGCUUCCGCAAAAUCUACAACUUCAGUCGCCAGGCAUUAAAAGAUGGUUAUGAAUAUGUAUGGGCCGACACCUGCUGUAUCGAUAAAUCCAGCAGUGCCGAACUCCAAGAAGCCAUUAACUCGAUGUAUCAGUGGUAUGAGAGCUCUGGAACCUGCUAUGCCUACCUCUACGACGUAUCUAUCCCUACUCAUAGCGGCAACCCACUUGGCAGAGGCCUGUCCGCAGCAGGAUGCAUCGAGUCCUUCAAAGAAUCUCGAUGGUUUACUCGAGGCUGGACCCUCCAAGAACUCCUAGCCCCACGGAGUCUGGUAUUUUUUGACCAGAAUUGGAAGAAGUGUGGCACCGCCAGUGACUUAUAUAAAGUCAUCGAAAUAAUUACGGGCAUAGAUGUCCGAAAGGUCGUCAGAGAUGUGGGCCGAGAUGGCCCAAGGUUCUGGCCGUUUCGAAUCGCGAGGCGUAUGUCCUGGGCCGCAAACCGACAGACCACUAAAAUCGAGGAUCGUGCGUAUUCGCUCCUCGGACUUUUCGACAUCAACAUGCCAUUGCUCUACGGCGAGGGAGAGCGAGCAUUCCGGCGUCUACAAGAGGAAAUUCUCAAGGUCGAUGAGGAUGCCUCCAUUCUAGCGUGGAGCUCUGCGGAAGCUGAGGCGGGAUUCGCGCCUAAUGGCCUAGCCAGGUCACCUAGCCAAUUCCACAAGUACCCGGACCUAGUGGACCUAAAGAGCACCCGUUUUCGCUAUGUGGAUUUUAAUCCAACGAUGAUACCACGAGGCCUCCAGGCGACAUUGAGGAUCCGGAGAGAUCCGAACGAACAGGCGCUCGCAAACGCUGUUUUAAUGACCGAAGGGGACCAACGCUCUAAAUGGUCGAAGUCCCUAAUACUUCCUAUUAUGUUCCCUGAAUUAACCUUCUUACGGUCGGAUAUAGAGAACGAAUGCAUCAGAUUCUCGAAUCCCCUUUGGGUUCCAUCAACUUUUGUUACGGACGCUGAGCCAGAGCCCGUUUGCUUCAUCAGACAGGUGCAGGCUGCGGACGUGAACCCCAAUAAUGACGGGUUCAGCCUUUGCUCAACCGUGUGGAAGGAUUACGUCACAACAUUCACAUAUCCUGUUCAAACGCAGCCUGGACGUCGCCAUUUUCCUGCCAUUUUUGGUGGGUUCUCCAAAAGCUCGGGAUGGAAAAAGGGUGGCCGCAUCUUCAUCCUGGAAUUAACUGCCCGUGCCCAGGCAGCGCAGAGGUUCAUUGUUCUAGUCGAUUAUCAAGUGAAAGGCAGGAAAAUGGUCGAGGGCCCAACUGUCACAGUCAUCAGGCUGCAGCGAGCGAUAAAUCUGGCCUAUGCUGCGAAGUUGGUGAGAUUGAGGAAACUUCGAUGUGGCUUUUCUCCAUGUAAUCUCACCGAUUGUAGCGGUAAUUUGAUUCCCACGGAUGAAAUUGUUUGCGCCAGUAGUUUCUACAGUUACUGGAUUCAUGCUGAGGAUGACCGUUUCGAGAAGUUGCCGGUUCGCCCAGUCAGGGAACCUGCGACCAAAGCCCUUUGCGCCACAAAGAGACUGCGAUAAACGAGUUAGAUAGUCCUAUAGAGAAAUACGAAAUGAAUAUGACG